This is a messenger RNA of Achroia grisella, 420 nucleotides long. Its product is annotated as B1 protein-like. Bases 1 to 420 code for a protein of 139 amino acids. Gene Ontology annotation, biological process: sensory perception of smell. The transcript is spliced from 2 exons. NCBI's taxonomy places the organism in Eukaryota, Metazoa, Arthropoda, Insecta, Lepidoptera, Pyralidae. Gene Ontology annotation, molecular function: odorant binding. The record is from RefSeq and is a predicted model, not a curated record.
AUGAAAAUAUUUAUGUUUUUGGUUUUAAUAAUGGCCGUAGCUGGCCAAACCGUGGAUGCUCAUAAUGUUCAGCUAUCGCAAACUCAAAAAGACAAAGUACAACAGUUUACAGUAGAAUGCCAAAAAGAAACUGGUGUGAAGCCAGACCUUUUGGUAGAAGCAAAAAAAGGCAAAUUCAAUGAUGACGAUGCACUAAAAAAGUUCACCCUAUGCUUCUUCAAGAAGACCGGUAUAGUUGAUAGCCAAGGAAAGUUGAAUGUCGAGACAGCUUUAUCAAAAUUACCUGAAGGUGUUGAUAAAGCAGACGCGAAGAAGUUAUUAGAAGAAUGCAGAAAGAAGACUGGUAAAGAUGCCGCAGAUACUGCUUUUGAAAUAUUGAAGUGUUAUUCUCAUGGCACUAAGACACAUGUUUUAUUUUAA